ACUUUAAGGGCACAUAGUCCCCUCAAUGUACCCUCAAACUAUGCACCCAAAAUUUGAGCUCGAGCCCUAUAAAUUCUUGCACAAGUUCUUGGAUAUUGGGUGCUUGAAUUAGGGUUUUGAUUAAUCGAUCAGUCGAUCAGAUUGAGUUCGGAUUGAGAUCGAGAUGCAGAAGAAGGUGAUCGAGAUGAAGAAGAAGGUAAUGGGGAAAAGGUUUGAGAAAUGGAGGAGGGUGGUGAGACAAGUGAGAGGAAAGCUCUACAUUGUGAGAGUUUGCAUAACUAUGCUUCUUUGUUGGGACAAGUAUUCUUAACAAUGUAAUUAACCUAGUUUUAAGGUUGUUCCUUUUUCUUUUGUGGUAGUGUGCCCUUAAUUAAGUAUAAUCUUCCUCAAACAUGUAACCUAAUUUUAAGGUUGUUAUUCAUAG
This is a messenger RNA of Salvia miltiorrhiza (redroot sage), 424 nucleotides long. Its product is annotated as small polypeptide DEVIL 21. NCBI's taxonomy places the organism in Eukaryota, Viridiplantae, Streptophyta, Magnoliopsida, Lamiales, Lamiaceae. Gene Ontology annotation, biological process: negative regulation of cell population proliferation. The record is from RefSeq and is a predicted model, not a curated record. The transcript has a single exon. The coding region runs from base 164 to 310 and encodes 48 amino acids.